Messenger RNA from Phytophthora infestans T30-4, 574 nucleotides. RefSeq lists its product as uncharacterized. The coding region runs from base 35 to 574 and encodes 179 amino acids. The transcript has a single exon. The record is from RefSeq and is a predicted model, not a curated record. NCBI's taxonomy places the organism in Eukaryota, Oomycota, Peronosporomycetes, Peronosporales, Peronosporaceae.
CGAAGAACGAGAACGGAUUGGAUAAUUGCCACCAAUGGACCGUGGACGCAAAGCCAUCCCCACGUUGAACAAGCACACUGACUCCAAGUACUACCAGCGGUGCCAAGAGAUUCACCGAUCCAAGCUCUUCACUAUCAAGAGCUCGAUCGACAACAGCGAACCACACCGCCCCACGCAUCUGCGCAAGAAUAUGAAGAAGGAACAGAUGAGGGAGGAGCGCUACGCUGAGAUCGAGCGUGAGAACCGUAUAUUGCUGGAGAAGAUGUCGACGAUCAUGCAAGGCGAGACGCUCGACAACAAGAACCAGUCCGUCGCGUACUCCCACAGUCUCAACAAGGGCCAGCGCAAGCGUGAACUGCAGAGAAUCACGUCUGAGAACCAAGCGAUCCUUCGUCGCAUUCAGAUGCGAGAACCCACGUACGAUCACUUGCAAUGGGAGGAAGAUGCCAAGAAAAACGAGCGAUACGCCGCCAACAUCCGCGAGUUUCCAUCCAGCGAUAGUCAGGAACUGCUUGAAGAAAUGCGAACCAUGUCGGCAUACUCGAUGGGUGGAACAGGCAAGGAUUACUACUAG